Cladophialophora psammophila CBS 110553 is the source of this 1512-nucleotide messenger RNA. RefSeq lists its product as uncharacterized. Gene Ontology annotation, cellular component: membrane. Gene Ontology annotation, molecular function: acyltransferase activity, transferring groups other than amino-acyl groups. Gene Ontology annotation, biological process: polysaccharide biosynthetic process. NCBI's taxonomy places the organism in Eukaryota, Fungi, Ascomycota, Eurotiomycetes, Chaetothyriales, Herpotrichiellaceae. The coding region runs from base 1 to 1512 and encodes 503 amino acids. The transcript has a single exon. The record is from RefSeq and is a predicted model, not a curated record.
AUGGUCCAAUAUAUGCCCCUUGCUACCGACAGCGGAAUGAGUGAUCAUAUGGACGAUUUCGAGCUUCCAAAUAUCGACCUGGAAAAGAUCCCUGAACAACACUUACCCAAGUGGUAUCGAUUGCCCGGCUGGCAGAUGUCCUUGAGAUGGGAGGUCCCAUCAAAAUGGAGUUUCUGGACAACAGCCGACCUACCCAACGUAAAGACAGCCGCAUCUCUCAUUCUCGCUGGCGUUGUUGUUGCACUCCCGCGGUUUUUGCGACCAGGCGGUUUGAAAAGGAAGAAAAAACUACACCCAACUGCUUAUUUGGAUGCUUUGAGAGGCUGGGCGGCUCUUCUCGUCCUGCGAUUUCACAUGUUCUGGAACAGAACGUGGCUCUUAGAGCAGCCAGUCAUCCGCGGUUUUCUCAACGGUCGAGCCAUGGUUGAAGUAUUUUUCGUCAUCUCUGGAUACGUUCUCAGUUAUCGACUUCUCAAAAUGAUGCGCAAUCAGCAGCACGACCUCCUGCGGGCUUUGGCCUCGUCGACAUUUAGACGAUGGUUUCGACUAUUCAUUCCGACGGGCUUCGGCUCUUUGAUCGUUGCCACCGCCUCGUAUCUCGGUUGGUGCCGAGGGGAUCUCCAUCAGGACUCUUUCCCUGCUCAAAUGUGGGAUUGGUUCUGGGAUUUUGCCUGUACUACCAAUCCUUUCGCUGAUAUCAAGGGCUGGUGGUAUCCAAGCGUCUUCCGCACGAAAUACCUGGAUCCGAUGUGGACUAUCCCCGUCGAGUUCAGAGGAAGCAUAGUGCUCUUCUCAUUCUGUGCAGUCGCCGCUUUCCUAUCUACAAGAGGUCGGAGGAUCUGUUGCAGUAUUUUGAUACUUCUCUGUUACUUCUGGUGGACGAUAUAUGCUGCCCUGUUCCUGAUCGGUCUGAUGAUCGCGGAUCUUUCAUUCGAUCGCCACCCAGAACGCCUGCGCCCCAUGCCUCUUCCACAGCAACAGGACAACGAAGCAUCAUCGAGCCGCAGAGCCAGUCAGCAAAUCCUCAACAAGGUCGGAUGCAGUCUUCUGGUCGUUGUGGCACUGUUCUGCUUCGGAAUUCCACAAGAUGGAUGGAGCUACCAAGGGCCCUUUCCAUGGGACUAUCUCAGCAAAGUCAUACCGUGGUGGUAUCCUAUCGAGACGACCGAAUACUUCUGGCUCAGUAUUGGAGCCGCCAUUCUGGUUUUCGCUUUGGAUAAUUGCCGCAUGCUUCAGAUUCCUUUCGAACUGGGCUUCUCUCAAUAUCUGGGAGACCUCUCUUUUGGUAUCUACGUCAUGCAUGAUAUCGUCAACUGGUGCUUUUAUGAACCUAUUGUUGAACCUUGGCGUGCUGCACACCUUGGUGAUGGUUACUGGUCAGGCCUCCCCGGGAUUUUGAUUACAACAACUGUGGUGCUCUGGACUGCAGACUAUUUCUCUAGGAUUGAUAUCUGGGUCGUACGGUUUGGCAGAUGGUUAGAGUCGAAGGCCUUUGUCAAGUGGCAAAACUAA